AUCGAUAGCAUUCCAAUACCAUCACUAAAACAAAGGUGUGGAAAUAUCAUAGUUUCCACAAACCGAGCAAAUAUUUGCAUUUUUCAAGUCCCAAAUUGGCUAAUUAGUGUUUUCAUUGGAUCGAAUUUAACGCCGAACAGCCGAAACGGAAGUGGCUGCUUAAUGUUUGUUGUUGUGCUGCGUGGCGUGAAGCGAAAAGUGUGACGGGCGUCAAUGCGGACGUGCUAAUUCACCGGUGUGUGCUGCUUAGUUGGACACAGUAACUAUCAAUUACUCGCCAUUAUGCCACUGCCGAAGCGAUCCAUUGAGCCCGUACACGUAGCCCGCUCCGUGUACCAGCAAGAUGAGCUGCAGUCCGUGGAGUUGGAGACGGUGACCAACACCACAUUGACGAAUAUCAUCCGCCAGCUAUCGUCGCUGUCAAAGCACGCCGAGGAUGUAUUCGGGGAACUGGCCCGCGAUGUGGGCAACAUUGGGGAUCGGGCCAACUCGCUGCAGGCGCGCAUCGAUCGGCUGGCCAUCAAGGUGACCCAGCUGGACAGUACUGUUGAGGAGGUACCUCUAACGGAUAUUACGCGCAAGAAGGCCUUCAAGUCGGCCAAGAUAUUUGACCAGCAGAUCUUCUCGCGCGCCACCAUGCCGGCGCCCAUGAUGGAGACAUAUGCACAGUGCGACAAACCACCGCCGUUGGACAAACUCAAUGUCUAUCGGGACGAUGGCAAGGACGGGCUCAAAUUCUACACGGAUCCCAAUUACUUCUUCGAGCUGUGGCGCCAGGAGAUGCUGAAGGACACCGAGCGGGUGAUGCACGACAAGGGAAAGAAGCUGAACAGGCCGCGGCAGGAGGGAGGAGCCGGCGGAGCCGCCGGACGUGGCAACAAGAAGCAGAAGACCAAGAUACGGGUGCCGCACAAUACGCGCGAGCAGCAGCGACAGCGUGCCCUGGUGCACGGCGAGACAUUGAUGCCCAACAAUGUCAUCUAUCGCACGCCCAACUCCAUGGUCAACGAGGAGGCCGGCUACGGAAUUCAGCUAGUCAAAAUACAGACUGUGGGCGAGGCUGACAUCGAUUUGCGGCUAAGCACUCUCGAUGCGCACCACCACCAGGUUAUCGGUAAUGUCCAGGACGUAGAUACAGUAAAGCCUUAUAAUAUGCUAUCGCAUUUGGAGAAUAACAGUAAUGUCACAAAGCAAACCGCCGUUGCGAUUGCAGAUAUGGGAGUCUACGAAGCUCGCCAGGCUCGACCGAACUCGAUCGAAUUGCACCGCCCCUACCCACCCGAGCAGAUCGAUGGCAGCACCUACGAGCAGCUCACUCCCCAGAUGGCCAAUCAGUAUGCCGCCACGUUCGGGCCCAACGGAGGCGUCCAACAGAUGCAACAGCAUCAACAGCAGAUGUACGACACCGGGCUGUAUCAGUCGCACGCGCUGUAUGGACAGACGGGCGGCCAGGGCGUCAUGUCCCCGGAACCCAUCUACGGACCAGGCGGCACACCGACGCGCAACAAGCCGCGUCCCUCGCAGCCACCACCGGCUCCGCCGUCGAAUGGCAGCGGUGGCGGUACGCCAACAGCCUCUAAUGCCAACACACCGACCCGGGGACGAAGUAUGUCAACCAGUCGGGAUGCCUUGCCACCGCCACCGCCAGUUCCGGACGUCAUUUCGCCCAUGUCCGUGAUGAACGGAGCAAAUAGCGGAGGCGGCCACAUGGCGGUCAAGCUGCUGGGUCGGGGAAGCAUCAAUGCGUCGGGAGGAGCUGGAUCUCCGCAGAUGACACAGAAUAGUAUGCAGAAUGCGGAUAUGGUUAUGACGCAACUGGCCAACACAUUCAACAGCAUCGGCAUGACGGGCGGCAACCAAUUGAACUCUCUUAGCGACUUGCCACCGCCGCCACCAGUGCCAGAUCAGCACUCACCCAAGAUGUCGCCACCGAAUGCGGCGCCUCCGCCGCCGCCACCACCGCCACCUGUAGAGGAUGGCAUGGGCCUAGGCAGCGGCAACCAGCACACAAUGAGGCCACACCAAAUUCUGCCCAAGUCCCUGGUCAACGGCGAAAUGCCCAUGCCAGGUCAACAAAAUGGUGCGCCGCCACAUAUUGUUGCGGCUAAAAAGAUAAUGCCUCCAUUCCAUGAUCCACGCAAUGAUUUAAUGAAGGCCAUUCGAGAUGGCAUUACCCUACGAAAGGUAGAAAAGUCGGAGCAAAAGGAGUUUGAACGCAAUGCGGCACCGUUGGAUGUGGCCUCAAUCUUGGCCAGACGUGUUGCAAUCGAGCUAUCCGAAUCUGAGGAUUCAGAUAGCGAAGACGACAGCGAGGGCUGGAUGGAGCCAAACGAGACAUCGGCUUGAUCCCUGAUGAACUCGCUGAAGCCGGACAUAAUACUGAAAAACAAAAAGAAAAAGUAAUUCCAAAGAGAAUUAAUCCAUACGAUGGUCUAAGCCAGGCGUGGUAUAUACAGAAUUGGAUUACACAAAAGCACCAAAGCUUUUU
Messenger RNA from Drosophila serrata, 2488 nucleotides. RefSeq names its product wiskott-Aldrich syndrome protein family member 3 SCAR (gene SCAR). Gene Ontology annotation, molecular function: actin binding; protein kinase A regulatory subunit binding; Arp2/3 complex binding. NCBI's taxonomy places the organism in Eukaryota, Metazoa, Arthropoda, Insecta, Diptera, Drosophilidae. The record is from RefSeq and is a predicted model, not a curated record. Gene Ontology annotation, cellular component: SCAR complex; cytoskeleton. Gene Ontology annotation, biological process: actin cytoskeleton organization; positive regulation of Arp2/3 complex-mediated actin nucleation.